Monosiga brevicollis MX1 is the source of this 825-nucleotide messenger RNA. RefSeq lists its product as uncharacterized. The transcript has a single exon. NCBI's taxonomy places the organism in Eukaryota, Choanoflagellata, Craspedida, Salpingoecidae. The record is from RefSeq and is a predicted model, not a curated record. Bases 1 to 825 code for a protein of 274 amino acids.
AUGAGCUCACUGACUGUCACGGCGCACUUUUGUCAGGACUAUCACGUUCUGGCUGCGAUUCGUCAGUGUCUUGAGAAGGUGCGCAGCAUUUCUCAGCGAGACGUCGUGGGGACGCUUGAGUGGCUUGAGCUGCUCGCCCAGCAGAUCGCAGCCGUUUUGGAGCUGGUCAGAAGCUCCUAUAUUCUAGCACAGCAGGAGCUAGCCAAGGCCCUAUUCAUGCCCAUGUGGACUGUCGUCAUGGCCUGGCUUGCUCGUAUCAAAGUUCUGCUCGAAGCAUUGGCUCGGACCAGCGCCAAGUGGACAGCCAUCUUGGCCGAGUGGGCACCAACCACCGCCGCUGCCACCGCUGCCACCGCUGCCACCGCUGCUCCUGGGCAUACCAAACGCCCGAUUUCCGUGCAUACGGUUACUCGAGGGACAGGAAUUCUCGACCGGGCCCCUGUGAAAGCCCGCCCUGACAGCUCAGACGACGAGGAAGAUGAAGCACGUCACAGCACCAGUCGUCGCGAUGGCCCCCAUGUGACUCAACCAGCACGCUCACUCGACACCAUCCCGACGUUGCAAGCUACACUACCUGCAAGGCUGAACCAAGCACAAGCAAAUGCUGCGAGCUCCACGGCCGCAACGACGAGAUUGGAUCAGCAAUCGCCAGGUGCAUCAGAACGGCGUGUAGACUCGAGCCGGCGCGGUGGGAAGAAGAAGCGGCAGCAGCAUGACAAGCAUGGAGCCGGUGAAGUGAUUGCAAGGAAUGGUGGUCCACCGCCCAAGCGCCAAGCCGCCCGUGCCCCUGCGGAUGACAUUGACGACAUUUUUGGAGACUUGUAA